Molecule: messenger RNA, 285 nt
Organism: Colletotrichum destructivum
Lineage: Eukaryota; Fungi; Ascomycota; Sordariomycetes; Glomerellales; Glomerellaceae
Exons: 1
Coding region: 1-285 (94 amino acids)
Source: RefSeq, a predicted model, not a curated record
AUGAAGUCGUCUUACUCGUUUAUCGUAUUCGACGGAAUGAGAAAGAUUCAAAUCGGCUCAGUCAUAGUACUUGCUUGGGCCUCGACACCAAUCAAAAUAUCCUACUUUGUAACCUCACGCCUCGCCUCGUUGGAGCGGUUCACCCCGGCCCUCACCCGCGCCUUCACUCACUCGCCCGCCCGUGAUCCCGGCAAUAAUAUUGGAGUUCUUGUCCCCGUCAUAUCCCAAUAUCUCGAGAAAUUUGCUCUGUACCGACUACAGCCCAAGGCUGUCUUCGGGACGUGA